GCAUAGGGCCGUAAAGCGGAUAGUGUUUUCGCCUUCCGGAUUAACGACAGCAGCUCAGACUGUCAGUGCCGGCCUUCCUCGUGCCGGACCCUUCCUAAUUCAAUUUCCUUCCCAUUCCGGGCCCUUCCCUAUCGUCGCCCCUUUCACCUUGGAUCAUGUUCAAGAAAUUUGAUGAAAAAGAAAAUGUGUCCAACUGCAUCCAGUUGAAAACCUCGGUUAUUAAGGGUAUUAAAAAUCAAUUGCUAGAGCAAUUUCCAGGUAUUGAACCAUGGCUUAAUCAAAUCAUGCCUAAGAAAGAUCCUGUGAAAAUUGUCCGAUGCCAUGAACACAUAGAAAUCCUUACAGUAAAUGGAGAGUUACUGUUUUUUAGACAAAGAGAAGGGCCUUUUUAUCCAACCUUAAGAUUACUUCAUAAAUAUCCUUUUAUCUUGCCACAUCAGCAGGUUGAUAAAGGAGCCAUCAAAUUUGUACUCAGUGGAGCAAAUAUCAUGUGUCCCGGCUUAACGUCUCCUGGAGCUAAGCUUUAUCCUGCUGCAGUAGAUACUAUUGUUGCAAUCAUGGCAGAAGGAAAACAACAUGCUUUAUGUGUGGGCGUCAUGAAGAUGUCUGCAGAAGAUAUUGAGAAAGUCAACAAAGGAAUUGGCAUUGAAAAUAUCCAUUAUCUAAAUGAUGGGCUGUGGCAUAUGAAGACAUAUAAAUGAGCUUCCAAAGGAAUGUGCUUGGGCUAACUAUAGAUACUGUGCUGUAUCUGUGUCUGUGUCUGUAUGACAGCAUGAAGACAAUGCCUCUAUGGUUAUGCUGAAUAAAAAUUCUGCGAAUGCUAAAAUUC
Molecule: messenger RNA, 829 nt
Organism: Rattus rattus (black rat)
Lineage: Eukaryota; Metazoa; Chordata; Mammalia; Rodentia; Muridae
Gene: Mcts1
Product: MCTS1 re-initiation and release factor
Exons: 6
Coding region: 156-701 (181 amino acids)
Biological process (GO): formation of translation preinitiation complex
Molecular function (GO): RNA binding
Source: RefSeq, a predicted model, not a curated record